AUUCAAAGCCUUCACCCACACACCAAACCUAUUCUCUUCUUCAUCGCAUUGUCCCUCUCCACAAAAAUGCCUUCAUUUCUCCUCCUCUUUCUCGUCACUUCCGCCCUAUCGCCGCCGUCCUCGGCGACAACCACCGCCGAGUCCUUCGUCUACGGUGGCUGUUCCCAAACCAAAUACACUUCCGGUUCAACCUAUGAGUCAAAUCUCAAUUCCAUCCUCACCUCUCUUAUAAAUUCUGCCUCCUUCACAUUAUACACUAACUCCACCGUCGCCGGCGCCGGCGACGGCGACACUGUGUACGGACUGUUCCAGUGCCGGGGCGACUUCCAAAACGCGGCCUGUGCCAAGUGCGUGGCCCACGCUGUCGCCCAGCUGGGCUCGAUCUGUCUAGACGCGUGUGGUGGCGCGUUGCAGUUGGAGGGGUGUUUUGUGAAGUACGACAAUGUUAGCUUUUUGGGAGUGGAGGACAAGACGGUCGUGGUGAAGAAGUGUGGGGCGGUGAUGGGGUAUGAUUCUGGUGGGUGGGCUAGAAGGGAUGCGGUGUUAGCGUAUUUGGCGGCGGCGGAUGGCAGCGGUGGUGGAUAUCAGCCGUUUAGAGUGGGUGGGUCCGGGGAUGUUCAAGGGGUGGCGCAAUGCGUUGGGGAUUUGGAUGCUGGAGAGUGCCAGGACUGUGUGGUGACGGCCGUGGGACGGCUGAAGGCGGAGUGUGCGGCGGCGGGGUGGGGGGAUGUGUUCUUGGGGAAGUGCUAUGCGAGGUUUUCUCAUGGCGGUAUCCGCCCCCACGGCGGCGGCGGCGGAAAUGACGGUAGAAAUACGGACGUGGAGAUAGAGAAGACUUUGGCGGUAAUAAUAGGACUCAUUGCUGGGAUUGCGUUUAUUGUUGUGUUCCUCGCUUUCCUAAGCCAUUACUGUGAGAAACGAAAAGGUAAUUCAUUCCAUCCAAUCCAAUUCAAUUAAUUUAACCUUGUUCUUGAUUUGGUUCGGUAUUUGAAUCUCGACCAGGUGGCAAAUGAUGUGGAUGAUUCAACGAUCAGAUUUCUGGGUCUGUUCUUUUAAAUUCUUGUGUGUGUUUAAAAGAAACCCAGAGAGAGUAAUAUAAAAAGAAGUGAUGUAUGUGCAUGGCGUAAAAGGAUUGUUCAUGAACAAAGGAGAGAAUGAUUAUUUAUUCGACAUGUCGGACCCACCUCACCACUUAAUCUUCAAAAGGGGAUUCAUAUAUAUAUGUAUUGAGAAUAUUUCUUUUUGAUUGAAUCCCCUUUUUCUAUUUUUUUUUUUCCUUUAUGAAAAAGAAUAUAUUCUCCUUGGUGGGUUGUUGUUCUAUCUUCUUCUAAAUUAAACAUUUAUUUCAUUAAUCAAACCGUUUUAUGAUUGAUUCGCUUA
This is a messenger RNA of Cucurbita pepo subsp. pepo (vegetable marrow), 1380 nucleotides long. Its product is annotated as plasmodesmata-located protein 6. Gene Ontology annotation, biological process: defense response to bacterium. NCBI's taxonomy places the organism in Eukaryota, Viridiplantae, Streptophyta, Magnoliopsida, Cucurbitales, Cucurbitaceae. Gene Ontology annotation, cellular component: plasmodesma. The record is from RefSeq and is a predicted model, not a curated record.